Messenger RNA from Brachypodium distachyon (stiff brome), 1359 nucleotides. Its product is annotated as serine/threonine-protein kinase SAPK8. The record is from RefSeq and is a predicted model, not a curated record. Gene Ontology annotation, cellular component: nucleus. Bases 18 to 929 code for a protein of 303 amino acids. Gene Ontology annotation, molecular function: ATP binding; protein serine/threonine kinase activity. The transcript has 9 exons. NCBI's taxonomy places the organism in Eukaryota, Viridiplantae, Streptophyta, Magnoliopsida, Poales, Poaceae. Gene Ontology annotation, biological process: intracellular signal transduction; protein phosphorylation.
AUAGAUGGAAACUUCAGAUGAUAGAUGAGAAUGUCCAGCGUGAGAUAAUCAACCAUAGAUCACUGAAGCAUCCCAACAUCAUUAGGUUUAAGGAGGUUAUUUUAACUCCGACUCAUCUUGCUAUUGUCAUGGAAUAUGCAUCUGGUGGCGAGCUUUUUGAGAGAAUAUGUAAAAAUGUACGAUUCGGUGAAGAUGAGGCUCGCUACUUCUUCCAGCAGCUUAUAUCUGGAGUGAGCUACUGCCAUUCAAUGCAAGUAUGUCACCGUGACUUGAAGCUGGAGAACACACUGUUGGAUGGUAGUCCUGCUCCUCGCUUGAAGAUAUGUGAUUUUGGCUAUUCUAAGUCUUCAGUUCUCCAUUCACAACCAAAAUCAACUGUCGGAACACCUGCUUAUAUUGCACCUGAAGUUCUUUUGAAGAAAGAAUAUGAUGGCAAGAUUGCUGAUGUAUGGUCAUGUGGUGUGACACUUUAUGUCAUGGUUGUUGGUGCAUAUCCUUUUGAGGAUCCAGAAGAGCCUAAAAACUUUCGGAAGACAAUUCAGCGUAUCUUGAGUGUUCAGUAUUCAAUUCCAGAUAACGUGGACAUAUCUCCAGAGUGCAGGCAUCUAAUUUCGAGGAUUUUUGUUGGGGAUCCUGCUUUGAGGAUAACCAUCCCUGAAAUACGGAACCAUGGCUGGUUCUUAAAGAACCUUCCGGCUGAUCUUAUGGAUGAUGAUAGUAUGAGCAGCCAAUAUGAGGAGCCUGAUCAGCCAAUGCAAACGAUGGACCAGAUCAUGCAAAUUUUAACGGAGGCCACCAUACCGCCUGCUUGCUCUCGUAUGAACCGCAUCCUAACUGGCGGACUCGACAUGGACGAUGACAUGGAUGAUCUUGAAUCGGACUCGGAUCUUGAUAUCGAUAGCAGUGGAGAGAUUGUGUAUGCUAUGUGAGGCAUCUCAAGCUGCUGCUACCUUAUCGAGGAACCAUAGAAUCAGCUGGAGGGCACAGCCUGACCUGAUGUUGUACCUUGUCAAAGAACUGGCAGCGUUCUGUUGGAAGUCCUGUAUUUUGCUUAGUGUCUUGUUCUGUGUACUGGGAUUAGUCCUCGGAAACCAUCCUUUCUCUUCAUGUUAAUUAAUCUGCUACACAUGUGCUGGUAGUAUGUACUCAAACUCAUGUCAAUGUGCGACUCCGUGACUCAACUUGAGGUUUUUAGUUUCUGUAUAGGUAAUAGCUUCUUGUUUGGGUCAGUCUGCCAAAAUUUACAGGCGAAGUUGAAUCUAGAAAAAAAAAAUCAAUACAGGAGAGCUUUAUUUGUGCAUAUUAUUCUAUCUAUGUACCGUAAUUACAACCAGGUAAUGCAAGGGUCAAUUUGUGGUU